Symsagittifera roscoffensis is the source of this 857-nucleotide messenger RNA. RefSeq names its product probable G-protein coupled receptor 21. Lineage: Eukaryota; Metazoa; Xenacoelomorpha; Acoela; Convolutidae. Gene Ontology annotation, molecular function: G protein-coupled receptor activity. The transcript has 5 exons. The record is from RefSeq and is a predicted model, not a curated record. The annotation marks the transcript as partial. Gene Ontology annotation, cellular component: plasma membrane. Gene Ontology annotation, biological process: G protein-coupled receptor signaling pathway.
AAAAAAACGAGAUGGAUUCAAUAGACGUGAACGAAACUACUUUGGAAAUCACGGCAAUCACCGCAACGGAGAUUAUUGAAGAAUUGGGAUACCAGACGACAAUAAAGAUCUUCGAAGCUAUAACAUGUUUCACGAUAAUACUGGGCAUCCCUGGAAAUAUCUUCGCAUACCUGACUGCCUCGCGGUUCACCCAGAACUCCUCCGGACAGGCAUUUAUCAAAUGUCUGGCUGUCAGUGACAUGAUUGCAGGUGUGCAAGAUGGAGUGAUGGAAUCAUCUCUCAGUUUGAUCGGAUUUGACGUUUUUUCAUCUCACCCUCUCUUGUGUCGGUGGCUUGGAUUCUUCACCUACGCGACAACUAUUUCAGCCGGAUAUGUUCUGCUGGCAAGUGCAGCCGACAGAUUGGUUGCAAUUUGGAAGCCAAUCUACUACAAGCAGAAUUCGAAGCCAAUCAGGGCCGUCAUAACCACAGUUGCAAUCUGGUUUCUCACAGUCUUAGGAACAGUCCCUAUAUUUUUCGAGUAUGACUUGGAUGGAACUUAUUGCAACUACGUGUUUGAGAACCGCUGGGCUAUUUUUCCGGAGCAAUGGCAGUUCCACGUGUAUUACGAACUCAUUUUUGUCGGAGGAUUCAUCACACCUGGUGUGGUGGUGUUGGCUGUGAACAUGGUGAUUGUGUACAAAAUGAAUCGCACAAUUGUCAAAAUAUCUCGAAGGGAGAAGGAGAGAACAGUCUGCUUGAUUGUACUGUCUGUCUCCUUCCUCGUCUGCCUAGUGGGAAUAGGAUUCAUGGCUAGACUCGGUACUGUGUUGAGGAAUUCGAAACCCAGUGAAGCCAAUCUCAUCAAUUACAUCAGG